UGAACCGACAAUUUUUAUCAAAAAAGAGGGAUUUAUUGUAAAAAAAUGGAAAAAUUUACUAAAUGGAGGGACAGAGGAACAGGAUUGGCACCUUUUUUUCAGAAUUCAUUUGAAAUACAGUCACCAAAAUGGGUUUUUUUGAUUUUGGGGAUAUUUCUAUAUAUAAUACGACAUUUAUUUAUAUUUUUUCUUUUUAUUAGCUACAUUAUAUUUGUUCAUGUCAUAUUAUCAGCUAUUUUUCAGCCAUUAUUUCCUGGAAUGGUUCAUUUUGUUAAGAAAUUAUAUAUAGGCAGUGUUUUUAUUAUAUGUGGAAUUUCUUUAUCAUCAUUUCAAAUCAAUUAUACAAAAAAAAAAAGGACAGUUCCAUGUGCACAAGACAUCAUUAUUUCUUGUUAUUGUUCUCCUUUGGAUAUUUUAUGUCUAAUUUAUAAUUAUGACCCUAUAUUUACAAUUUCUUUUUCUAAUACAUCAUUGGUUCAACAUGUUUCUGGAUUAAAGGCACUUUUUUAUACAUUUUCAGUACCAAAAAGAUCUCCAUAUAAAAAUUAUACAACAUUGGACAGUUUGUCAAAAUUAUAUCCAAAUAGAAUUAUUUCUGUUUUUCCAGAGGGAACUACUUCUAAUGGUAAUGGAUUGCUUUUAUUUACACAAAGCCUUGAAUCAGUUACACCUCAAGCUAAAAUCUUCCCUUUAUCUAUCAAAUACAGCAAUUAUCUUACAACACCCCUUCCAGGGUCUUUUUUUAUAUUUUUAUUAAGAUUUACAUUCAAAUUAACACAUAACUUUCAAAUAAAAAUAUCAGAAACACCUAUUAUUGCAGAUCAUCCAGAAAAACUUGGAGAAAUAGCUUCUAUUGCUCUUUCAAAAUUAUCUAAGAUACCUAGACUUGAAUUGGGUGUUAAUGAAAAGAUAUCCUUUUUAAAGGCAUGGAAAACCUUUUCAAAGGUUUAAUAUUUUUUCAUAAAUUUUAUUUUAAUUUAAAGAAUUUAUACAAUU
Messenger RNA from Pneumocystis carinii B80, 996 nucleotides. RefSeq lists its product as hypothetical. Lineage: Eukaryota; Fungi; Ascomycota; Pneumocystomycetes; Pneumocystales; Pneumocystaceae. The record is from RefSeq and is a predicted model, not a curated record. The coding region runs from base 46 to 951 and encodes 301 amino acids. The transcript has 6 exons.